Messenger RNA from Physella acuta, 668 nucleotides. RefSeq lists its product as uncharacterized. The record is from RefSeq and is a predicted model, not a curated record. Lineage: Eukaryota; Metazoa; Mollusca; Gastropoda; Physidae.
ACUUUUUAAAAAAGUUUUUUGUUGUGUUAAGGUGACCAAUAAAAACCGUGGGUGAACGUCACUGCGGAUUUAUAAAGGGAGAGAAUUUGGAAGAGAUCUUGUAAUUGUACCAUACGGAGGAACUGAGGGGACCCGGAGUAGCCGUUCUUAAUUCUAUAUUAAAAAUUACAGCUGAAAGUCGAUACACACUAGAGGAAAUAUUUAGGAAAAAAAUAGUUUUAGUAAACAUUUAUAACAACCAGCAAUAAAGAAAACAACAAGAAAACGAAAGAAGCCACUGAAUUGUCCAAGCGUUCACAGGGAGACAAUUCAUCCGGAAAGUAAGGAACAGUAACUGGUGAUUCAAUCGACAUUCGAUUAUCUUUUCUUUGUUUUCGCGACAAGCUUUGAUCAAGUACAUUUCGUAUCAAGGAUGAAGCCAGGCGACAUGAUGGUCAUCUGCUCAGUGACAGUGGUAGUGCUACUGGUCAUCUCCCACGCGCAGGCUGCACCAUGGAGAGACGAUGCUGACGAAACACCACAGAACUUCCAAGAUGGAGCCGAACCUGAUCUGGCUGCCUGGCUCCUACAACGGUCAAAUAUCUUCAACAGGUCCUCAAGAGGUAACAUAGACGCAGGUUUCGGUGCCAGACACAGCAUCCUCAACUCGUACCUGGACUCCAUCAGAG